UACAAAGAACAAAGAAAGAUGAUGAUCAAGUCCCUCGCUCUGAUCGCGGUGCUGGUGGCAGUGGCCAGUGCCGAGCUGCACCGCGUGCCCGUCCUCAAGGAGCAGAACUUCGUAAAGACGCGCCAGAAUGUCCUGGCCGAGAAGUCGUACCUGCGCACCAAGUACCAGCUGCCCCAGCCCCGUGAUAUCAACGAGGAAACCCUCUCCAACUCGAUGAACAUGGCCUACUAUGGUGCUAUCACCAUCGGUACUCCAGCCCAGAGCUUCAAGGUGCUGUUCGAUUCAGGCUCAUCCAACCUGUGGGUUCCAUCGAACACCUGCCAGAGCGACGCGUGCCUGACCCACAACCAGUACGACUCCAGUGCCAGCACCACCUAUGUGGCCAACGGCGAAUCCUUCUCCAUCCAGUACGGCACUGGCAGCCUCACUGGCUACCUCUCCGAGGACACCGUCGACGUGAACGGACUGAAGGUCACUAGCCAGACCUUUGCCGAGUCGACCAACGAACCGGGCACGAACUUCAACAAUGCCAACUUCGAUGGUAUUCUGGGUAUGGCCUACGAGUCUCUGGCCGUCGAUGGCGUGGCUCCUGUAUUCUACAACAUGGUCUCCGAAGGCCUGGUAGAUCAGUCCGUGUUCUCCUUCUAUCUAGCCCGCGCCGGCUCCUCCAGCGAUGGCGGUGAGCUGAUCUUCGGCGGCUCCGACUCCUCCCUGUACACCGGAGCCCUCACCUAUGUGCCCAUCUCCGAGCAAGGAUACUGGCAGUUCACCAUGGCCAGCGCCUCCUCCGAUGGAAACUCCUUGUGCGCCGAUUGUCAGGCCAUCGCAGACACUGGCACCUCUCUCAUUGUGGCUCCCUAUAAUGCCUACAUCACACUCACCGACAUCCUGAAUGUCGAUGAUAAUGGUUAUGUGGACUGCUCCACUGUCAGCUCCCUGCCCGAUGUGACCUUCAACAUUGGCGGUACUGACUUCACCCUGACCCCUGCCUCCUACAUCAUCCAGUCGGACAGCACCUGCAUGUCCGCCUUCGAGUACAUGGGCACUGAUUUCUGGAUCUUGGGCGAUGUCUUCAUUGGCCAGUACUACACCGAAUUCGAUUUGGGCAACAACCGCAUUGGCUUUGCCCCAGUUGCCUAAACAUCAGCGAUCCAGCGAAUCAAUAAAGAAACGAUUUUGAAUAUCUCAAGAA
Drosophila persimilis is the source of this 1192-nucleotide messenger RNA. RefSeq names its product lysosomal aspartic protease (gene Bace). Gene Ontology annotation, cellular component: lysosome. The transcript has a single exon. Gene Ontology annotation, molecular function: aspartic-type endopeptidase activity. The coding region runs from base 19 to 1140 and encodes 373 amino acids. The record is from RefSeq and is a predicted model, not a curated record. Gene Ontology annotation, biological process: cell death; proteolysis. NCBI's taxonomy places the organism in Eukaryota, Metazoa, Arthropoda, Insecta, Diptera, Drosophilidae.